Molecule: messenger RNA, 492 nt
Organism: Elaeis guineensis (African oil palm)
Lineage: Eukaryota; Viridiplantae; Streptophyta; Magnoliopsida; Arecales; Arecaceae
Source: RefSeq, a predicted model, not a curated record
AGGAUGGAUACUCAAGUGAAGCUUGCAGUCGUGGUGAAGGUUAUGGGACGAACUGGGUCAAGAGGUCAAGUGACCCAGGUUAGGGUCAAAUUUCUGGAUGACCAGAACCGCCUAAUCAUGCGUAAUGUGAAGGGCCCUGUUAGGGAAGGCGAUGUCCUUACCCUUCUUGAGUCUGAAAGAGAAGCUAGGAGGCUGCGCUGAUGAUGUUAUUGGUCUGAACUUGCCUUUGUGCAUGACGCUUCAUAGAAUUUUGCAUAUGGAUUGCAUUUAGCAUGUUUUAUUGUUCUGUAGUUCUUCACAUUAGGUUUGCCAUGAGGAGUCUAUAAGUCAUGUGUUAGACAAGGAUAUCUAAGACUUAAGUGUGAAGAAAUGCUGUCUGUUUCAUUUUAGUUUACUGUCUUUUUCUAAGUCCAUCACUUGCCAAUGACUUUCUUGUUGCUGAUCUAUGUGCUAUAUAUACUAUUUUCUUACAAGGUUAACACAUAUAUUGCA